Molecule: messenger RNA, 807 nt
Organism: Peronospora matthiolae
Lineage: Eukaryota; Oomycota; Peronosporomycetes; Peronosporales; Peronosporaceae
Source: the annotation of a GenBank genome assembly
AUGCGGGUUUUCGGCUGCCGACCAUUUGUGCUGACCCCUAAGGAAAAGAGAUCAAAAUGGGAUCCGAAGGCCCGUGAAGGACGAUUCAUGGGGUACGAAGAAGUGUCAAAGGCAUAUCGCGUUUACGACAUUGAAGCGGAUCAAGUGGUGAUAUCUCGCGAUGUCACAUUCGACGAAUCAACGUUUGGUUUCUCGCCGACGCUACCACAAGAAAUUGUUGAUGACACUGCGCUGGAUAUCGAAUCGAUGAACAUCAGCGACGAGCCUCACCCUAUGCAGUUCAAGCAAAUUGGAAAACGCAAAAGCCGUUCAAACAGCCAAGAACAAGCUCUGCAACGGACACUUCCUGAGCGUCGUGGAACCGGGUUCGAAGAAGCAAGUGCACCGGAUGACUUUGAAACGCACCAAGCGAAGCGACGGUCAAGCGCUCGAGCCAAUCUGGACGAAGAGCGAAAGGGCAGUGACGAAGAUAACGAGGAUGCUACACCUCAAGUCUUUUGGCGAGCGAGUGUCAACGCAGUCGAAGGUACUGACUUGUCUGAGCCGACAACGUUUAAAGAUGCUGUUGAUGGACCGGAUCAAGUGCAUUGGCGUAAAGCAAUCUGUGCCGAGUUGGACUCGAUGAAACUUCGUGGCGUGCUUCGAGCGCCCAAACAGCCAGCUGGACAGCAUACCAUUGGCACCAAGUGGGUAUUCAAUAUCAAGCGGAUAGCUGAUGGAUCCAUCGAGAAAUACAAGGCGCGUCUCGUGGCAAAAGGGUUCAAGCAGAAAUAUGGCAUCGACUACACGGAGACGUUUUUCCGGUAG